UCUCGUUAGUCUUCAUAUAAAAUGCCUUGAAACAGUCUCUUUGCUUCCAUCUUUCUUUUUCUUUCCUUUUUCCCCCUUUACUUUUACUUUCCCUUCUUCCCACCGCAAAUAAUCAUGGAAUCCAAAAAUGGAAGUUUGCCACUCUUACGCAUCUUGCUUCUGAUUCUGCUUGGUUUUGCAACCUCUGAUAUCAAUCAGGACAAAACAGAAUGUGCUAAUCAGCUAGUUGGGCUUGCUCCAUGUCUGCCAUAUGUUGGUGGAGAGGCAAAAACACCUACCAUCGAUUGUUGCAGUGGGCUCAAACAGGUGCUGGAUAAGAGCAAGAAAUGCCUGUGUGUCUUGAUUAAAGAUAGAGAUGACCCCAGGCUUGGCCUCAAUAUCAAUGCUACUCUUGCAGCUACCCUUCCUAGCACUUGUCGUGCCGCUGUUAACAUGACAGAUUGCAUCUCCCUUCUGCACUUGGCACCCAACUCCCAGGAAGCAAAGUUAUUUGAAGGAUAUCAAAAGCUGACAGAGAGACAUGGCAGUACCCCAGCAGCUAGUGGGAACUCCACUAGCAGUGCGGCAGAGAAGAGUGAUGGAGGAAAGGGAAAGAGGUGGAUAGGAGUAGAGUUGGCUUUUGGAGUUUCACUAUGGAUAUUCACUGCACACCAAAACCUUGGUGUGUGAGGACGCCAUUUACAAUUACAGCCAGUUAAUAUGAAUUACUGUAUCUGUAUUUUUAUAAACAGUGGACGUGACAUGAUCGAGUUAUAUAUGUAUUGUAUGACCUUUUGUCUUGAUUGUAUUUUUUUGCUAUUUUCAAGGGUCCCGCGUGGAUUAAUUCGUAUGGAUGGGAACAGAUCUCCUUAAAUUCCAAUUAAUAUGGCAGUAUGGUGGGUCCUUCAUAAGUUAACCUCCAGUCAAGCAACGUCAAACGGAAUGC
Durio zibethinus is the source of this 925-nucleotide messenger RNA. RefSeq names its product non-specific lipid transfer protein GPI-anchored 6-like. The record is from RefSeq and is a predicted model, not a curated record. Gene Ontology annotation, biological process: lipid transport. Gene Ontology annotation, molecular function: lipid binding. NCBI's taxonomy places the organism in Eukaryota, Viridiplantae, Streptophyta, Magnoliopsida, Malvales, Malvaceae.